AUGUCCAGCGAGAAGACCAAGACCGCUUCCCAGACUGACGGCAAGGCCGCCCAGAGCAAGAAGUCCGAGAUGGGAAUGAUGUCCUACAAGAUGUACGUGUUCGACCAGGAGAACUUCCAGGGCCGCAUGAUGGAGAUCAGCAACGAGUGCAUGAACGUCUGCGAGAUGGGCAUGGACCGCGUGCGCUCCCUGCGUGUGGAGUGCGGACCUUUCGUGGGUUUCGAGCAGAUGAACUUCUGUGGUGAGAUGUACAUCCUGGAGAAGGGCGAGUACCCCCGUUGGGACUCCUGGAGCAACUGCCAGAAGAACGACUACCUGCUGUCCUUCAGGCCCGUGAGGAUGGACCCCGAGAAGCACAAGAUCUGCCUGUACGAGGUCGGAGAGUUCAAGGGCCGCAAGAUGGAGAUCAUGGACGAUGAUGUCCCCAGCAUGUUCUCCUACGGCUUCACCGACAGAGUUGGCAGCAUCACCGUCAGCUGCGGAACCUGGGUGGGAUACCAGUUCCCCGGAUACCGUGGUAGCCAGUACCUGCUGGAGAAGGGCGAGUUCAGGCACUUCAACCAGUACGGCGCCCGUCACCCUCAGUUCCAGUCCGUGAGGCGUAUCCGCGACAUGCAGUGGCACCAGCAGGGCUGCUACACCAUGUCCAGCAAGUAA
Molecule: messenger RNA, 657 nt
Organism: Gadus chalcogrammus (walleye pollock)
Lineage: Eukaryota; Metazoa; Chordata; Actinopteri; Gadiformes; Gadidae
Product: beta-crystallin B1-like
Exons: 5
Coding region: 1-657 (218 amino acids)
Biological process (GO): visual perception; lens development in camera-type eye
Molecular function (GO): structural constituent of eye lens
Source: RefSeq, a predicted model, not a curated record